Molecule: messenger RNA, 2419 nt
Organism: Limulus polyphemus (Atlantic horseshoe crab)
Lineage: Eukaryota; Metazoa; Arthropoda; Merostomata; Xiphosura; Limulidae
Product: leucine-rich repeat-containing protein 40-like
Exons: 14
Coding region: 122-2011 (629 amino acids)
Molecular function (GO): protein binding
Source: RefSeq, a predicted model, not a curated record
UGUAUUAUGGGAUGUCUACUUAGUAGUCAGCAGUUUGAAGUGAAUAUCGUGAAGUAAAAAGAUCUAGGGAUAAGCAGAAUUUUUUCGUUUUACAAAAUUGAUCGUAAUUAGUCUUUUAAUUAUGAGCCAAAAAUCUGCAAACUCAAGGAUUCCGCGAGUUACAAAUCGGGCCGUUGCUGUAAGUGUAAAUGUGAGCCGGGGUCGGGGAAAAGGAUUUAGACUUCGAGGAAAUGUUGGAGCGUGUUUUCAUCUCCAACAAAAAGAACCUACUCUUCAUCCACAGAUAAUUAAGCAAGCUCGACAAAGUGGGCAACUGAAUUUGUCUAACAGGGGCAUGGUGGAAGUUCCCGAUGUUGUGUGGGACAUCAAUAACAUCACACCGGAGAAAAGUAAAAUGCUUUCAGUAUCUUUGGAUGAUACUGAUGGAGAGAAAUGGUGGGAUCAAGUAGAAUUGACCAAGUUAAUCUUAGCUUCUAACAAACUAUCCACAAUUCCAUCAAAGAUUUCAAACCUUCAGGCUCUCACUGUGCUUGAUGUUCAUGAUAAUCAACUAACUACUCUACCAGAUUCUAUAGGUGACUUACAAGCUCUUACAAGACUAAAUUUAAGCCAUAAUCAUCUCCAAGCCUUGCCGAAGAGUAUUUUCCAGCUUAAGGAGAUGCAUUCUCUUCUUCUGCAAUAUAAUCAGCUAGAAGAGCUUGAUGAAGAUAUUGGUAACCUCCUCUUUUUGGAACAGCUGGACCUCUCACAUAAUAAGUUGGUCAGCAUUCCAUGUACAAUAGGAUACUUAAGUCAUGUGUCUAAGCUGAACCUGUCAAAUAACAAGUUGAAGAUGCUGCCCCCGGAGAUUGGCAGUAUGGAUGCUCUAAGAAAUCUUGAUAUCACUCACAAUUUCCUGACUGAGCUUCCUGAAGAACUUGGUAUUUUGCUGCAUCUGGAACACCUGUAUGUACGUCACAACCAUUUAGUUUGUCUCCCAUUAUUCAGAGGCUCUACUGUUUUAAAGGAAUUGCAGGCAGGGGAUAAUAGAAUUUCUGGAAUCCCACCAGAAUUAUUGGAAACACUGAUGACUGUGAAGGUUUUAGAUCUUCGAGACAAUAAAAUUUCUGUCCUUCCUGAUGAAAUAACUAUGCUGCGAGGUCUUGAGCGCUUAGACCUAACUAACAAUGUUCUGUCUAGUUUACCCAAUGCUCUGGGAACUAUGUCACAUCUGAAGUUUCUGUCAGUAGAAGGUAACCCAAUGAAAAGCAUUCGAAGAGAUGUAAUUCAGCGAGGAACAGUCCACUUACUAAGAUGGCUGAGAAGUAGGAUGGAAGGCUCUCUUUCUGAAGGUGAUGAUAGUGGACAUUGUGUUCACCAGGAAAUUGGACUUCAUAGUGUUGAUAGAUUUACUCUCCAUGUUACUCGUACCCUUGACCUUAGCAACAAAGGAGUGAAGAGCAUUUCAGAAGAGCUUGUUAAAGUAGCUGUUGAGGAAGAUGUUACUUCAGUGGAUCUUAGUAAAAAUGCUCUAACUGAUGUGCCUUCCAGUCUCAAUAUUCUAGCAUUGAAGAUAUCUGAACUAAUCCUGGCUUUUAACAAGUUUUCAUCAUUGUCUCCAGUUGUAGGAAAUUUUUCACGACUCUUGUACUUAGACUUAAGAAAUAACCAGCUGAAUGACCUUCCACUGGAAUUGUCAACACUCACUCUGUUAAAAGAACUGAAUUUAUGCAACAAUAGGUUUGAAGAAUUCCCUCCUGUGGUUUUCACUUUUGAAAAACUGGAGAUCCUAUUUGCUUCAGACAACAAGAUUAGAAUUGUAAAUGUUUCUGGAUUUGCUAAGCUUCCAGUGUUAACUGUUUUGGAUCUUCAGAAUAAUGACAUUUCAAAUGUUCCUCCAGAACUAGGGAAUUUAAGGCAGUUAAGGUCUUUACAACUGGAAGGAAACCCUUUCCGCAAUCCUCGACCAUCAGUUCUGGCAAAAGGAACUCUAGCUCUUCUAGAAUAUUUGAGAGACAGAAUUCCCUGUUAAGCACACUGUAAAUAUAUACUUGUUUAUUAAGCAAGAUGAUCUAUAACAAUUUUUAUUUUUUUAAUUGGACAAAGGAGUCAGAAAUUUAUUACUUUUUUGCUGUUAUAUUUAUUUAUUGUUUUACUUUUACGUUUGGUAUCAGGAAUUGGAUUAAUGUGUCACAUGUUUUUUCAUUUCAAUAUACUUUUUGUAGAGGUUUGGUCCUGCUAAAUUAUCUUUCAUAUUCAUUUCAAAAGAACUUCCUAAUUUUUUUUUAUUCUACAUAGAUCAGUGAACUGUUACUUUUUUACAUAUGGAAAUCAAAUUAAGUGAACAAACUUAGACAAAGAAUACUUUUAUGUGAUGCUUAAUAACCACUAUCUUUUAACUGAGUAUAUUUGCAAUACUAAGUGUAAGAUUACCUGAAAU